AGUGACUGUUCUCCUGGAGCACUUCCAAAGAACUCCGACUUCAAGGGUGACGGUUUUAAAGGUCUUGAAUCCCGCGCCCGGUUUAGAUUCUCUGGGAGUUCUGUGUCGGCGGGCCGCUGCCGAGAGCGAGGCACUGUCAGCUGGUCUUCCUCGCAAGGACCUGAGGCCUACAUUUUCCAGUGUCGUCUCGCGAAGCUGGGUAUUUUUUUAAAAGCAUGGAUUUGUCUCUUGGGGCUGGGAGCUGUGUGUCCUCGUUACUGCCGACAAAUCCCGCAGAACUUGCACGCCGUUUCCCUCGUUUCCACCUGUCUGUACGCAGUUUCGCACAAUAUCGCGGGAACAGGAGGAGCGCUGACUAGCGGCCAGCAGGCCCACGAGUCUCCAAGCCCCGCGAAUGGGGGUGGUGAAGUUGCGUUUGCCGGUUUGCGCGUUCUACGCUCUUCCUUCCACACUUUGAUGUCCGUUUUUCUUGCCGGGGGAAAGGAGCCUCAGGAUGAACUGUGGGUUCUUGUCUAGGCGCCGACCCUGUGGUUCUAGCGACGCCCCGCGGCGCUGGAGACUCCGUGUGUGAUUUCACGAGGAAUUCGCCGUCAUUUUCCGUGUGUCAACUGAAUGUGCAUCUUUGUUCUCCACCCGUUUCACAGUUCCUGUGAAACCAACCCCGUGUGUCCAGGCCUGUUCCAACGACUUCGCGGGAUGCCGCGAGCGUCCAGUGCACAGAUCACGCGAGGCAGCGCCUCGGUUUAGAGCUCUUCAGGAACGCCCGAAUUUCAAGUUUUAAGAAAUCAGGUACGUGAAGUCGUCGUACAUUGCGCUUCGGUGACUCUCUGUGGCAUACAGCGGGGACGAGUCCGUCACUCUGGCCCCCGUUGAGCCCAGAGUUCUUGCCGCGCGCGCUCGCCAGCUUCUGGGUUUCGCUCCUACAACUUUCCAGUGUUUGUCUUGGCAGAAAAGCGCUUUUCGCUGCGCUUUUCCGUCGUGCGAAUUUCGUCCUCUCUGCCCAGUCGGGCCUGGGGUGCCGGUCUCGGGGUGCAGGGAUCUGAGGCUCAAGCCGCGCGCCUUUCUCCCCGGACUGCCCUCGCUUUUUUGAUUUUCCGCGUUUUGGGGCACAGUGUCGUGACCCCCACGUAGCGCCGAGGAAGCCGUGGAAGUCUCUGAGUCGCGCCUUUCUGCGUGGAUACCGGGAUCUUUCUGGAGGCAGCAAUCGGUCUCCUUGUUUGGCUAUAGGUUUUCGCUUCUCACCGCGGGCAAAAAACGCAGUCUUUGUCGUUCUGCCUCGUGUUGUCCGCUUGAGCGCGUGCCGGCGUCGACGAACUUCCGGCUCCUGCUUCGGCUUUCCGCGUCGUCUCCGCCGUCGUUGGGCCUCCACAGCAUCUCCAGGGUUUUUCGACCUCGGUCGGUGCAGAGCGGCCAAUCGAAUCCUUGUAGAGUGACGAGUCACACAUGAUACGGUUUCGCUGUGUAUCCAUCACUGUGCCAUAGUUCUGUCACACCCCAGUGCGAUUCGCGACUUUUCGUCUUUUUGUCUCCGCGGAGAGGUCCACAAUGAGGCGCCUGAACUCCUCCACAGCUGCUGACCUGUCGAGUGCGGUGUCCGCCUGAGCUUCCUCGAGUCUUCCUCCGCAUGUAGCCUUCCUCUUCCCGCGACUCGCCGGUAUCCUGUGGAGCGCGCGUUCUUCGCCUUUGUCAAGUUUUUUCUCGCGUUGUUGUUCCGGAAGAUGGGGCGUCUGCGGUCUGCGGCGACGCGCAUGGCGACGCGCGCGGGCAGGCGGAAUGAGGCCGACGGCGCUCUUGAGGAAGGGAACGACUUGGAAGGUCGGCCGGGCGCUGGCGAGGCCUCCACGCCUCACAACCGCUUCGGACUCGUUGGCCUCUCGGAGCCGCGCGACGACCUGCGGCGACCCCUGGACGCAGAGCCUUUUGUGCCAAAGCACAGUGCCGGGGAGUUUCCAGGCUCCUGCAAGUUCCAGGGACGCUCUGCGCGGCUCUCGCUCAACUCGACAGUCUUGGGCGAGGACUGUCCUAUGCGUCUCCGGACUGACGGUGCGAGUCCAGACAUGAAGGUCGAGGAAGGCGAGAGCGGGACAGGCGUUCCGCUGCCGGCGGUCUCGCGCCUGUGCACAUCGCCGCGUGUGUUGUGGGGACUGAACUCUGGGCUCUCGCUCCUUGCAGGCUCCGUCCUACAGGGCGCAGGGACUGAGAAGGCCAGCAGGAAUCUGAGCACCAAGGUGAGCUUCGAAGCGACCCGGAAGGACUCGAGGCGCGACUCGAUGCGGCUGGCCUUCUCGAAGCAGGGGGCGAACGGCGAGGCGGGGAGACUUCAGUCUGUGGCUGUGAGGGAGGAGCCGGAGCGCCUCGUUUCGACCAAGGUUCGAGAUGUAUGCACUCGCAGUUCUCCCCACGAGAGCAGCAGCUCACGGCGCGCAGUGACGAUACGCGUCGAUGGCUCUGUCGUCGACAGCGUUGAGCUCGGCUGUCGAACCUGGAAUGGGUGCGAGACCCCGACGGAGAGAGGAGUCAAGGAGAGGAAGAAGGAGCGAAAGAAGGAGAGGGAAAUGGAGGAGAAAGAGGAAGAAGAGAUGCUGGACACAGACACCCCACCGCAUUUGCGGGGCCGAGGCACUCUGGAGGCUUUGUAUUUGAAGUGGAGCAAGCACUCGGUGUACAAAUUCUUUUCUGAGGAAGACCGCAAGUACUUUGACAUGGCCACCACGGGGAUUCCUUGCUACUUCUCGUCGAAAAACCUCGAGCGCUCCUACGCGCUGUACAGAUGCCCCGCACUCUCAGGGUACCUUCUGCUCUUCCACACUGCCUGGAUCAUCUGCACAUGGACGAUUUACUGUCUCUGUGUGCUGACGCGGCCUGCGGUCACGAGCAGUAGGCGCAUGGUUGCCCCCUUCGUCGUCUCUUGGAUGAUUUCCGCGCUCAGCAUUUUCGUCGUUUUCCUCUGGAGACAAACUGGAGGAGUCGCCGUCGAGCGGUUCAACCGAAAAGAGAAGGAACUUCGAAAGGCCGAGGAAGGCGCCGUCCCCAUGUACGAGGCGUACCACUGGCGCCCGUGCUUCACUGAAGACUUUGGGACUGCGUCGAUUGGUCUGGCAACGAUCACUCCCGUCGCGCUGGCAGCUGCUGUCGCUGUCUGGAUUGGACUCGACCCGUACAUCAUCAACGACUACGGCGAGUCAAGUUCUCGUCUUGCUCCGCCGCUGCUCGAUACUUCCUUCGGCCUCGCAGGCUUCGUCGCCUCCCAGGGAUACAUCGCCUUCUCGGUUCUCUUCCUCACGGUCUCCGUGAUUUGCUCGGGCAUUCGGCUCCGCAAGAUGCUCUACGUCGCGGUAGGCAACAUGAUCUCCGUCCUCACUGCCCUUAUCUCCUUUGCUUUCGCCUACAAGGACUACACACUGUUUCUCUCGACGAUCUUUUACACGUUCACUGUAAUUCCGGUGUCGCUCUACCACGCUAUGAAGGGAGAGCGUCUGCGUCGUUUCCUUUUCUUCCAACGCGAACGGGCGCGGUAUGGACAAGACAUCGGUGCGGAGGCCACUGGCGCGUCCGGUUCAGCGACUCUGGUCGAGGAGCUGAUCUUGUUAAUCAACGAAGCUGGACUGAAGAUUCGGCAUGCGCGGAAGAAAAUGAAGUACAAGAAAUGCACCGACCUCAUCGAGUCUGAGGGCAUGCUUAUCAGGUGUUUGAUGAUUCUGACUGCUGGAGACGAUCUGUUCGCCCUGCGAAUGGAUGGUGAGGGGCAUGGCGACGAGAGUCUUCGCGAGAAUUUGAUGGACAUCAUAGGCGCGCGGUCUCGUGGCGAAGGCGUCGCUUCUCGAGGACUUGUCAGCACUGGUCAACUUACUCUCUCGGCCUCGGCUUCUUCCGACGACGAUGACGACAUCCCAGACCUUUGCACAAAGUCCUCCGCAGACCUGGGAGCACAGGAAAUGACGAGUUUCCACGUUGUAUGCCCCGAGGAUCUCUGGGCAAUCGUCGACAUUCGAGACCUGCCGCCUGACGCCAGCCAUGGGACUGACGGCCGAGACGGAUCCAAGAGGAAGUCGCUCUGCGAAGCGAACAUCCUUUUUUCGCAUCUUCCUCAGUUUCCGCCUGCACGAUUGCAUGCCAUGCUGUCGAAGAAAGUCAGCAUCGAGUGGAACUUAAGCAUGAUCGACGUGGACCAGCAGUGCAAAGGCUGGUGUCUCUACUGUGUAGGAAGCGAUUUGAUUUUCUGCAAAGUUCAGGGAUUCGAGUGUGAGAAGUCCUUCGUCCAGAAUUUCAUGAAGGUUGCGCAAAUGUGCUACCAACCAACCAUCUACCACAACCAUCUCCACGGCGCACAGGUUGCGCACAACACAGUCUGGCUCGCGAGAAAGCUGGAACUCGCCAGCAGCCUCACGGCACCCGAACUCGUCGCUCUGAUCGUCGCUGCGCUCUGUCAUGACAUUGGCCACCAAGGAAAGAACAACGCGUUCUACGUAGCGAGUAGAUCUCCCCUUGGCAUUAUCUACAAUGACAUUGCUGUCCUGGAAAACUUCCAUGCAUGUCUCACCUUCAAGAUUCUCGCCAGGCCGGAGUGUAAUAUCUUCACGCAUCUGCCGCCGGAAGACUUCCAGAUCGUACGGAAUCGCAUGAUCGACCUCAUUCUCGCCACGGACAUGAAGAUGCACUUCGAGAUGGUUUCAAAGUUCCGUCUCCGUCGAAAUUCUCCAGACUUCUGCAGGACCAACGACGACGAUGUUUGGAUGCUGUUGAGAAUGUGCAUCAAAGGAGGAGACCUCAGCCAUGGUUUGCUCUCCUGGGACAGUCACGUGAGCUGGUCGUACCGCGCAGCUUCGGAGUUCUACGAACAAGGCGACCUUGAACUAGCGCAAGGACGCACAAUCACGCCGAUGUUUGACCGGAGGAAGCAUGCAGACUUUCCCAAGGGUCAAGAAGGUUUUCUUCGCUUCAUCAUCAUUCCGCUUUACGAAGAAAUCGCGGCCGUCGACACAACUGACGUGGUUCAAACCUGUUGUCUCCAGAACGCGGUGGCGAACAGCGAGCGCUGGCGGCAACUGCAGUCGUCGCCGGAGGAGUUUGAGGCGAUCGACGCGAAGCACCAGGCAAUCAUUUGCGUGUUGAAAGAUCGUCUCGAGUGGCGCGUUCAAAAGAACAUUGCGCCGACUCAGCGUCUCCUGCGAGCAUCCUGUGCAGAGAACCAAGUGCGAGGCUCGGGGGUCUUCUUCCCCACACCCGAGUGUUCCGGUGGGUCAGGCGCCCCCCGUGCCUCCGCGCCUGCCGAGAAGCGGCGAGAGAGCGCCUCGGCGUCCCGCGACCGCGAUCCGGGGGCUGCAGACUGGAAGGAGGAGACAGGGAACACCGCGCAAGCCUUGAGAGAGAGACCUCCCACAGAGGUCGCGCCCCAAGUUGACGGAGAGGAGACAUGUGUCUCCGACGGUGUGCACGAGAGGAACAGACAAGACGAGGGAGGCGGAAGCGAAGAGGGCCGCAGGAAGGCCGCCGGCGGCGAAACCGAGAAGCAGGGAGAUGACAGGAAGGACCUUCUCCAUUUCGAAUCGCGACUGACGCAUUAACGCCCUCAGGUUCUUGACACUGUGCUCCCAGCGACAGAGCGAGGAGCUGGAACGUCGAGGAAGACAUGCUGAUCUUGUUGAAAAACGGUCGGGAGAAAAAAAAAUGUCGAGUUCGACGAAACGAACUUGACAGAGGCGAGACACCAUGACGUUGAGGAAGAUGUCUCGGUAUCAAAAAAGUUGACGUUGAAGAAAAUGUCUUGGGAUCAAGGAAGAUGUCUUGAAGUUGAAGACGUAGCGAAAGAAAUGUCGAUGUCGAAGAGAUUGUCUUGAUGAAGAAGAUGUCUCGUCAUUAAGAAGGAUGUCAUGUUGUUUAAUUGAAGGACAUGUCUUGUACACUAGCGAAUUCGUCUUGUCAUUAAGGUAGCGUUCUUGACGUUGAAAAAGAUAUUGUGUCAUUAAAGAAGAGGCCUCAGUUAUGAAAUUGAAGGAGCAGGCCCCAUCAAAAAGUGUGUCUCGUCAUGAAGGUAGAGCUGAUGACGUUGAGGAAGACGUCUUGUCAUUUCGAAAGAGAUCCCGAUGUUGAAAAUUUUUUAUCUUCAAGGAAGAUGUCUUGUCAGUGAGGAAGAGGCGGUCGUGACGUUGAAGAAGAUGCCUUGUAAUUUAGGAAGAGAUCCUGGCGUCGAAGAUUUUUUAUCGUCAAGGAAGAUGUCUUCUCGUUCCGAAAGAGAUCCUGACGUUGAAGAAGACGUCUUGUUCUUGAAAAAGAGGUCUCGACCUAAAGGAGCACAAUGUUCACAUUUAGGGAGAGCGCUCGACAGUGAGGCAGAGCCGGCCUCACAGGUUGCAUGAUUGGGAAAAGGCAGACUUAUGGCGCUUUGUUUGUCUCCACUGCACAGCCUGUGGAAGAGCGGCUGUUCCGCGUCUCGCGCGCCUGGACGACGGGCGCUGCUGCCAGCGAGGCAGGAGAGAGAGCCUCGGAGAGUCCAUCUGCAUGCGUUCCCGGUCCACAGCGUUUUCUCCCCGCCAUCGUGUAUAUAGUUUUAGCGGUAGACUGGAGAGAAGGUAGAGGGUGACGGCAGAGGCGGUGAGAAGCGAAUUCUUUUCUUUACACAAGCCGGCGCAGCCCUCCUGUUUACUGGUUUACAAAGUCAGUGUUCAGCCGGAAAGUUGAAAAAAAAAUUCCUGGUGCGUUUCGGUCAACUUUUUCUCCCCGGGGUGUCUUCUCCACUUGUGGAGGUCACAGCAGUGUCUUUGCGUUUAUCCGCGUCUGUCUCCUGUCGCUGCCGCGUCCCUCUCGCUUUGCUCAACGCGGAGGAGGCAAGGACGACACAACAAACGCGAGUGAGGAAUCGACGAGGCGUGAGCUGUCGCUUUUUCAGCGCCAUUUGUUGUUUCUCGGGAAGGUGAUUGUAGGUUCAAGUGACGCUUCUGUGUCUCGACAAUGUUCGCGUUCUGCCCCGCUUGUACUGUCUACAGUUUGUUUAACACCUUAUAAUGCUUGGCCC
Toxoplasma gondii ME49 is the source of this 7012-nucleotide messenger RNA. Its product is annotated as 3'5'-cyclic nucleotide phosphodiesterase domain-containing protein. NCBI's taxonomy places the organism in Eukaryota, Apicomplexa, Conoidasida, Eucoccidiorida, Sarcocystidae. Gene Ontology annotation, molecular function: 3',5'-cyclic-nucleotide phosphodiesterase activity. Bases 1719 to 5564 code for a protein of 1281 amino acids. The transcript has 19 exons. Gene Ontology annotation, biological process: signal transduction. The record is from RefSeq and is a predicted model, not a curated record.